Molecule: messenger RNA, 1416 nt
Organism: Nematolebias whitei (Rio pearlfish)
Lineage: Eukaryota; Metazoa; Chordata; Actinopteri; Cyprinodontiformes; Rivulidae
Product: interferon-induced protein 44-like
Exons: 7
Coding region: 1-1416 (471 amino acids)
Molecular function (GO): GTP binding
Source: RefSeq, a predicted model, not a curated record
AUGUCAGCGGUCACAUCCAGCCUGUCCACAGAUCAGCAGAAGAAGCUGCUGUCUUUCUUCGGCCAUGUCAGACUCCACCUGCUCUACAAAGCCAGCAUCCACGGCUUCACAGCGGCUGCCUUCCACGCUCGCUGUGACAAGCAGGGGCCCACUGUCACUGUGGCGUACAACGCUGCUGGGUUUCUGUUUGGGGGCUACACCUCCAAGGACUACGCCCAGAGCAAACAGGCUGUCCAUGAUGCUGCAGCUUUUCUUUACAGCAUCAGUGCUGAGAGAGAGAAACCUCUGAGGGUUGAAUGUGUCCAAGGGCAGCCUGCUUUCAUAGAUGAAAGCACAGGUCCACAUUUUGGUGCUCUGGUGUUCCUGCAUGGAGACCAGCCUGCAGCGCAGAAUAAUCCAAGCACAAGCUUUAACGUUGAGGCUGCAGAGAUGCACGGAUAUGACCUGGUGCUGACGGAGUUUGAGCUGUAUCGAGUUGAAGACUUGGGAGAUUUGCUGCCGAAGCCCUGGAGAAACAUUCAGUGGACCUCUGAGAAGAGAAAACAGCUGAUGACAACCAUCCUGAGGUAUAAACCUGACAUAAAAACCAUGAAUCACGCUCGUGUGCUGUUGGUGGGUGCUGUUGGGGCUGGCAAGUCCAGUUUGUUCAACUCCAUCAACUCAGCUUUUCGAGGCAACAUGACCUGCCAGGCCAUGGCUGGAACAGCAGAAACAAGUUUGACCUCUCAGUUUCGCACUUACACCAUCAAGGUGGGGAAAAGUGGAGGAGCCAUUCCUCUGGUACUCUGUGACACAAUGGGACUGGAGGAAAACGCUGAUGCUGGUUUGAACAUUGAUGACAUAGUCAGCAUCUUCAAGGGUCACAUCAAGGAUCGCUACCAGUUCAGUACUUCGUCACCAAUUCUGGAAGAUGCUCCUGGCUAUAGGAAGCACGUGACUCUGAAUGACAAGAUUCACUGCGUGGCGUAUGUGGUCGACACCUGCAAGGUGUCUCUUCUCAGCCCAAAGAUGCUGGAUAAGUUUGCUGCUAUCCGGAAGAAGGCCAACCAACUGGGAAUUCCUCAGCUCAUCUUGAUGACGAAGGUGGAUGAAGCCUGUCCACUUGUGGCAGAAGACUUAAAGAAUGUGUAUCGAAGUGUUUACAUCCAGCAGAAGGCCCGUCAGCUGAGUGAGUCUCUGGGUGUCCCGUUGUCUUUUGUGCUGCCUGUGAAAAACUACUGUGAGGAGCUGGAGCUGGACCAAAACACCAACAUCCUGCUGUUCAUGGCCUUGGAGCAAAUGCUCAAUUAUGCUGACAACUUUUUCGAGAACCAAGUUGCAGACGAUCCAGAAGACAAAAUCCAGCAGGAGCAACACAGAUCUAACGAUCAUCUCCGCAGAGUUUCACCAAAACAUGAUGAACAUGAAGUUGUUUAA